AGGCCACAAUUGGAAUAGACUUCCUGUCAAAAACGAUGUACUUGGAGGACCGAACGGUGAGGUUGCAGCUGUGGGACACGGCUGGACAGGAACGCUUUAGGAGCCUCAUUCCCUCCUACAUACGAGACUCUACUGUGGCCGUGGUGGUUUAUGAUAUUACAAAUGUGAACUCCUUCCAGCAAACGUCCAAAUGGAUCGACGACGUCAGAACAGAGAGAGGAAGUGAUGUCAUUAUCAUGCUAGUUGGCAACAAAACAGACUUGGGAGACAAGAG
Molecule: messenger RNA, 274 nt
Organism: Oncorhynchus masou masou (cherry salmon)
Lineage: Eukaryota; Metazoa; Chordata; Actinopteri; Salmoniformes; Salmonidae
Product: ras-related protein Rab-6A-like
Exons: 3
Biological process (GO): vesicle-mediated transport
Molecular function (GO): GTP binding; GTPase activity
Source: RefSeq, a predicted model, not a curated record